UACAGCUGCGUCCCGAUUUCAGGGGACCGGAACAUAUUUUAAAAUAAUUGAUAGACUGCAAAUUGACCGCAAGAAUCCCAAACAUAUACAUUUGCCUAAAACCUAAUAAUUUUAAACCUUGCUGACAUUUGUAUGCUUGGGAAUACUUUGGAACAGAUUUACAAAAUGUAAAUAAUUGAGCUGAUUUGCUUGUUUUUAAUGUCCCCCAAAAAUACAAUUAUAGAUUUGUUUUGCUCAGAACGUGGGGGGUCAAAUCACCUGUGUUCCCCCCAGUUGGGGAACCCUGGCCUACAUUCUGGUUACGGUCCCUUGGCUCUCCCACGCACUCUCUGUUGGUGUCAGUCAAGAGAACGCACGCUCGAGACCCAGCAAUUCACUGGAGGCUUUACUCUGGCUCAGUGCGUUUCGCUUACGCAUGGUUGGUUGGAGUUGCCAAGUAUGUCCUCGUAGUGUACGCAAGGUUUUUGGACUCUAAUGGAACUUACAAUUUUUGAAUUAUCAAGACUCGAUGUUGGUUGCAUAUUCAUUUAAAUGAUAGCGAAUCUAUUUCGUAAAGCGAGCUGACGGGAGAGGUUACUCCGAAAGCAAAACUCGCGACGACCCGACCCAAGUGUACCCCUUCCGAGUUCUUGCGCAAGGUGAUAGUGACCGUGACGACAGUUGAGCUGCCUUCAUAGUUGGCUGAGAGGAACGAGUCGAAUGCUUAUGGAUUACAACUCUGUGAUUCUGUGACAGGGUCGUCUCUUAGUGGAUACAUUAGCGAGGACAAUUGUGACGCUUUUAUCGUCGGUUUCAUCUUAACGCUUCUCCAACUUCUUGCAUUGGAUAGUUGUUUUUAAAGAAGACCAUGGCAUCGGAUACCACACCAGUGUUGUCGAAACAGGUGCUCCUGUGGCUGGUUGUAGUAUGCCAGUCUGUGUCGGUGAUGGCGUGCAGCGGGACCUAUGAGUACGUCAUCGAGGAGUUCUGUCUGGGGAAAUUCAGACUGGACAUGAAGGAACUGGACCAGCAUCGCUGGUGCAGCUGGGAGGACACAGUGGAACCUUACGGUGAGCUCACCAACUGCACCUACCUGAUCGCUCUGAAGAUGGACUGUUUCUGGCCCAACCGGCUGGUGGACGAGUUCUUCAUCCGCAUCCACAAGCAAUACUUCCACGAUUGCUCCCUGUCGGGGCGGCUGCUGCGUGAUCCGCCCAACCGUAUCCUUGGGCCGUUCAUCGUGGUGCCCAUCCUUGUCACAUUGCUCAUGACUGCCCUAGUGGUGUGGAGGAGCAAGCGCAGUGAAGGCAUGGUGUAGCCAGGCCCAACCUCCAGGCCACCAGCCAGGGAGAAGAGGUCUAGAGGAGGCCCCCUUCACCUCCACCUCCACCCAUGACAGACUCAGAUACACAUAACACUGCUGCUACCUACUACAGAACAGACAUCAUGGACCAGGUGAGGGACUGGGAGGACUAUCUAAGCCUGUCUCAAGGAUAACAUUAUAGAGCAUCACUGGUCCUAUCACUCUGUUUGAUAGGAGACCGAGCUAGAGGCACAGGAAAUAGGAAAGUACACGGACUACAAGAUGAGAGUUCAUAUAACUACAGUAAUUAUACCCUGCAGGCGGACUGGUUUAAAAAUGGAAGAGUGAUUCCAUUGCCCUUUAUCUACUAAAUCCAAUCUGGCUGGAGAAUCACAAGCUGUUUGCCAUGAAGGACAGAUGGUGUCUGAUUGGUUUGAAGGACUUCCUGGACACAUUAGGUAAUUUCCUGUGCAGUGAGUUGAGACACUUUGGCACAGCUCCUGGAGUGGACUUCUUACAGUCAGUCACUGAUUGGUUGACAUAAAGCAUCGUCCUAUCAUCUCUGUGCUUUAUGGAUGCUGUCUGUGCACUCUAUACUCUCCUCAUAAACACUGUCUGGACCCAACACCCUGUUCCUGUCCUUGCCCCUGCCCGUCAGAACCAACAGAUUUCUACACUCACCCUUCAAGUCCUUACUUUGUGUACUGAGCCAAAGUACCUGUCAGUAACCAAAAUAAUAAAAAAAUAUUAAAAUCAAAUUUGUCCAUGAAUAGAAAGUGAAUAUGAAAAAGAGAAUAUUAUUUUAUUUUGUGAUGUGUGCGAGACUGAGGUACAACAUACUGUGCAAAUGAUGGAUUAAUAGCCUACUGUUGGUAUUUCAUAAUGACUGUGUUCAAUAAACUUGGAUUAAAAACAAA
Molecule: messenger RNA, 2199 nt
Organism: Salvelinus fontinalis (brook trout)
Lineage: Eukaryota; Metazoa; Chordata; Actinopteri; Salmoniformes; Salmonidae
Gene: ramp1
Product: receptor activity modifying protein 1
Exons: 3
Coding region: 848-1297 (149 amino acids)
Biological process (GO): G protein-coupled receptor signaling pathway; protein localization to plasma membrane; cellular response to hormone stimulus
Cellular component (GO): cell surface; membrane; signaling receptor complex
Molecular function (GO): coreceptor activity
Source: RefSeq, a predicted model, not a curated record